CUUUUGCCCAGCAAUUAUAGCUUCCUUUCUUCUCCAACUUUCUCUUUGGUCUAUCAUCUGAUAGACUAAUAUACCAAAGGUUAACCUUUGCUAAUUCUGCUUGACGCCUAUAUAUUCACUGCAUUCUCACAUUUUCGAGGCAAACAAUCACUAUUCCAGGAAAUUUUGUUUCUUUUAACUAGACCUUAAACCUCUGAUUUUUAUUUUUUUGUUCAUUUUUUCUGAAUACUCUCCUCAAAAUUCUAGUUCUUUCACUCUUUGAUUUGUAGACACCAUGAUCUCUUCACUAAAUCAUACGCCCUCUGCUUUCACUUCUUCUGAUUUUCUACCCAGAAAGCGUUCAGCUCUCAGACCUCAAUCCUCUCCUCUCCCCAUUAUUCAGAAUUCUCAAAAAGGCUUUAGCUUUGACACUUCACUGAUUUCAGAGAAGCCACUUCAUAUUUCUACAGUUGAGAACUUCACAUUUGCCGCGAAAUCCGGACAGAAGAACCCACUGACAGUUUGCAGUGCCUAUGAGGCUGACCGGUCACGGCCAUUAGACAUUAACAUAGAACUGCCGGACGAGCAGGCAGCACAGAGGAUUAAAAUCGGGAUAUAUUUUGCCACGUGGUGGGCUUUGAACGUGGUGUUCAAUAUUUAUAACAAGAAGGUCUUGAAUGCUUUCCCUUAUCCUUGGCUCACUUCUACACUCUCGCUUGCUUGCGGCUCUCUGAUGAUGCUUAUUUCCUGGGCCACGAGGAUUGCUGAUGCUCCUAAAACUGAUUUUGAAUUUUGGAAAGCUCUGUUUCCUGUUGCGGUGGCGCAUACUAUUGGGCAUGUGGCUGCAACUGUGAGUAUGUCUAAAGUUGCAGUCUCAUUCACUCACAUCAUUAAGAGCGGUGAGCCUGCUUUCAGUGUGUUGGUAUCAAGGCUUCUAUUGGGCGAGGCAUUCCCUGUGCCAGUUUAUCUAUCACUUGUACCAAUUAUUGGAGGUUGCGCUCUAUCAGCUCUCACUGAGCUAAAUUUCAAUAUGACUGGGUUUAUGGGGGCUAUGAUAUCCAAUUUGGCAUUUGUGUUCCGCAACAUAUUCUCGAAGAAGGGGAUGAAGGGGAAGUCUGUUAGUGGGAUGAAUUACUAUGCUUGUUUGUCUAUGUUGUCUCUGUUGAUCCUUACACCUUUUUCAAUUGCUAUGGAGGGCCCUCAGAUAUGGGCUGCUGGCUGGCAAAAAGCUCUUGCUCAAAUUGGACCCAAUUUUGUUUGGUGGGUGGCAGCGCAGAGUAUAUUUUAUCACCUAUAUAAUCAAGUUUCAUACAUGUCCCUUGAUCAAAUCUCUCCAUUGACAUUUAGUGUCGGAAACACAAUGAAGCGGAUAUCCGUCAUCGUCUCAUCUAUCAUCAUCUUCCAAACCCCUGUCCGACCUGUAAAUGCCCUUGGAGCUGCCAUCGCAAUCCUUGGAACUUUCCUGUAUUCACAGGCAAAGCGGUAGAGGAGUCUGAGAAUUCCAAGGUUUUGAUAUCAGACGAUAGAAGAAUAUAAUGAAGAUUAAUAUAUUCCAGUUUGGCCGGAAUGAUUGGUAAUGGCUGCUUUGAAUUAACAAUCACUGGUGAUGGCCUUUGGACGAACACAGGGAAACAGUUUUUUGGUCCGACAGUUGACAGAAGUUUCUCUCUCAUGGUCAGAAUAAUGAUCUUCAGUAUAAUCUUAUAUUUGUUGGUGAUUAAGUACGUUGCAAUUCCCAAAAAAAAAAAAAAAAAAAAAA
Molecule: messenger RNA, 1738 nt
Organism: Jatropha curcas
Lineage: Eukaryota; Viridiplantae; Streptophyta; Magnoliopsida; Malpighiales; Euphorbiaceae
Gene: GPT2
Product: glucose-6-phosphate/phosphate translocator 2
Biological process (GO): transmembrane transport
Cellular component (GO): membrane
Molecular function (GO): transmembrane transporter activity
Source: RefSeq, a predicted model, not a curated record